AAUGGAAUUAGCUGGUGGUGAGGAAAAGGAGAUGAGAAUGUCAGGUUAUCAUUCACUUGAUCAAAAUAUAGAUCUUCUCUCACCUGUAUCCGGCGGUGGAGGUGGUGGUGCAGCGCCAGGUGAUGGCACUGCACCACACACCGCUGGAUCUAAUAAAUGUAACAAGGGAACUGCUGCUACAGCAAGAGCAAAGUACCGUGAGUGUCUGAAAAAUCAUGCUGCUAAUAUUGGUGGAAAUGUUACUGAUGGAUGUGGUGAGUUUAUGCCUAGUGGUGGAGAAGGUACACUUGAAGCUUUGAAAUGUGCUGCUUGUAAUUGUCAUCGGAAUUUUCAUAGAAAAGAACAGCCUAAUAAUAAUGCCGGGAUUAUGGUUGUGCAUCCAUUACAGCUACCACAACCACUGCCUUCUCCGAUACCAUCGUUGAAUCAUCACCACCACCAUCACCAUCAACACGGAGGAGGAAGAUCAAUUUGGACUACUAUGCCACCUCAGCCUGUCAAAAUGGCCUUCGGAGGUAGCGGGGGAGGAAGUGGGGCAACAGACUCAUCAAGUGAAGAACUUAAUUUCAAUGCAUAUCAUCAUCAACAAGCAACAUCGGUACCUCCACAACAACCAUUUAUGUUGGCUAAGAAAAGAUUUAGGACAAAAUUUAGUCAAGAACAAAAGGAAAAAAUGUUGGAAUUUGCUGAAAAAUUAGGUUGGAGAAUUCCAAGAGAAGAUGAUACUGAAGUACAAAGAUUCUGCUCACAAGUUGGAGUCAAGAGACAGGUUUUUAAGGUUUGGAUGCAUAAUAAUAAGAAUCCUUCUUCUGCUAAAAAAAACAUAAUACAAGAAGAUCAACCUUAAUUAAUUUUAUUU
Molecule: messenger RNA, 859 nt
Organism: Solanum verrucosum
Lineage: Eukaryota; Viridiplantae; Streptophyta; Magnoliopsida; Solanales; Solanaceae
Product: zinc-finger homeodomain protein 5-like
Exons: 2
Coding region: 2-847 (281 amino acids)
Biological process (GO): regulation of developmental process; regulation of DNA-templated transcription
Cellular component (GO): nucleus
Molecular function (GO): transcription cis-regulatory region binding; DNA-binding transcription factor activity
Source: RefSeq, a predicted model, not a curated record